AUGGACAAGGAAUGGACAAAAUUGGCUAGAGAGAGUAAAGAGUAUCAAAACGGUGUAGAUUUUUUCCUAGAUUAUGCAUACACCAAAGGAAAACCUCGUGGAAAAGAGAUUUCGUGUCCAUGUGCUGAAUGUUACAACACCAAUUGGUUCACAAGGAAGGUAGUACGAAAUCAUUUAAUAGCAUUAGGAUUUCGAAAAGGAUAUGAUUUUUGGGUUCGUCAUGGUGAAGAGAUAAGAAAACCCAAUGAUCUUAAUGAUGAUCAUGUGAAUGAUGAAGAGGAUCAAAUUGAUGAACUACUUUUUGAAAGAUUUAGAGAUGUUAUACAAGAAGAAUGUGAAUUUAAUGAAGGCCUCAAGGAAGAUGCAAAAAAGUUUUAUAAUCUAGUCGAAGAAGCCAAACAAGAGUUGUAUCCGGGUUGCAAAAACUUCUCAAAAUUGUCGUUCAGAAUUCGGCUAUAUUUAUUGAAGUGUUUGUAUGGUUGGAGCAAUGAAUCAUUUAAUGCUCUCUUAGAAUUGUUGAAAGAAGCUAUGCCUUCACUGAACAUCCCCGAUACGUUCAAUAAAACUAAAGGCAUGAUAAAGGACUUAGGGCUGGAUUAUACAAAGAUUGAUGCUUGCCCUAAUGAUUGCAUGACCUAUUGGAAAAAUUAUGAGAAUGAAACAUCUUGCCAUGUUUGCGGUGCUCCACGUUGGAAGGAAAUUGUCGAAGGAAACCAUCAAGUUGGAAUAAAUCAUGCAUCUUCUAAAGUUUCAGCUAAAAUAUUAAGACAUUUUCCCUUGAUUCCUAGACUUCAAAGGUUGUUUAUGUGUUCAAAGACGGCUAGCUCAUAA
Molecule: messenger RNA, 831 nt
Organism: Cicer arietinum (chickpea)
Lineage: Eukaryota; Viridiplantae; Streptophyta; Magnoliopsida; Fabales; Fabaceae
Source: RefSeq, a predicted model, not a curated record